Messenger RNA from Saccoglossus kowalevskii, 879 nucleotides. Its product is annotated as prolyl 4-hydroxylase subunit alpha-2. Gene Ontology annotation, molecular function: iron ion binding; protein binding; procollagen-proline 4-dioxygenase activity. Gene Ontology annotation, biological process: peptidyl-proline hydroxylation to 4-hydroxy-L-proline. Gene Ontology annotation, cellular component: endoplasmic reticulum. Lineage: Eukaryota; Metazoa; Hemichordata; Enteropneusta; Harrimaniidae. The record is from RefSeq and is a predicted model, not a curated record.
UAUUUUACUUGACUCUAGAAUGGAAAUUGGGUAGCAGCUCUUGAAAAGAUACAAUCAAUUUUAAAUGAAGGUGACCCAUUACGUUUUACAAGAAUGAACCAAUUAAAACACCAGGCGUUGAUGAAUCACCAAGAGGGUAAAGAAGGUAUAGUUAUGAACAGACCAUGGGAUGACCCAGUAUAUCACAAGUUGUGUCGAGGCCAACAGGAAAUACAGCAACCAUCCUCAGAUUCAAGUAGCAUGUACUGUAAGUACACACACGGUGGGUCAUUCGUUUUGCUGUUGCAACCAUACAAAAUGGAGGUGCUACGUAUGGAUCCAUUGAUUGCGUUAUACUAUGAUGUCAUUUCCGAUAAAGAAAUUGGAGUUAUUAAAACUCUCGCCGUACCUAAGAUGGCAACGUCAGUGACUAUUGGCAAAGAUGGGAUUCAGACGCCAUCAACAGAUAUACGAGUCAGUAAGGGUGCUUGGUUGAAAGAUGAAGAAAAUGUCGUGGUUAGAAGAGUGGAUAAAAGAAUUGAAUACCUUACAGGAUUAAGUACAUUGGAACCAGACCAUGCUGAACAGUUACAGGUGGUGAACUACGGAAUAGGGGGUCAGUAUGAUCCACAUUAUGACUUUAAAAAGGACGUUGGUGAAGACAAAAACAUGGUCGACUAUAUACACGCAUCGCAGAAUAGAAUUGCCACAUGGAUGUUUUAUAACGCAGCUGUAUUUUGGUGGAAUUUGCUUCCAUCUGGUGAGCGUGAUUACAGAACUUUACAUGCAGCGUGUCCUGUACUGUUAGGCUCUAAAUGGGUGGCAAAUAAAUGGAUACACAAUGGUGGACAAGAAUUUAGAAGACCAUGUAAUCUAGCGCCAGACAAAGGAGAUACUUAG